AUGGUGGCACGCAAAGUCUUGAGCAUCCUCGAGGUUAUCCAGAAGAACAUCCGCAACCCCAGCAAGCUUCACAUGAUGUCCAGCAUCAAGGACGACCUGGGGUCGCGCGGCAUUGAGAAGGCUCCCACACGGCGGUCCGACAGAUACAGCACCGCCGGGGAACGGGCAAUGCAGCUGACCUCGCAUUGGGUGCGCAGCUACUCCCACUUCUUCCGGACCUACUCUACCGCCCAGAAGGCUGUCCGCAAGGUGCACAAAGCCUGCACGAGGUACAAGGACGAGCCGGGCUUCUUUGCGCCGGUCUUCCAGGCUCAAACCGUGAAUGGGGACAACUUGUGCCGGUUGAGCUUCUACGACUUGAAUGAGCGCCAGGAGUCCGCAGAGAAGGCGUGGGAGCUUUGGCUGCUGGAUGCGAAGUCCUUGGGGAACAACGGCUACACGCAGAAUGUGAAGCUGGGGUGGGUGCUGGGCAGCAAGACGGAGCCAGAAGUGAUCCUCUCCAGCAGACUGGUGCCAUUGACCGAUGUGUUCCUUCGCCGGAAGUUGGAGGAUUUGAAGGAGGCCAACAGUCAGGAGAUGCGGGAGAUCCUGGGCACCUAUGUGCUGCACAAGUGGAUGGAUAUGGGCGACGAGGACGUGCGACCGCAACAAGCAAAGGGCCGUGGUGGUACGGUGGGACGAGUGGAGGAUGUGGAUGGCUUCCUGUGCCUGCCGCUGGUGGUUGAUGCCUCAGCCACCAAGGGCCUAGGACACGACGUUCUUCAGCUGGAGAUCAUCGUCGGGGCGGGCCAAGGGGUUUCAUGGCAUUAG
Molecule: messenger RNA, 810 nt
Organism: Effrenium voratum
Lineage: Eukaryota; Dinophyceae; Suessiales; Symbiodiniaceae
Source: the annotation of a GenBank genome assembly